AGUUGGCGAAAGAUGAGAGGUUUUCUUUGUUUAGUAUCGACGCUCGCUUUGGGGCUAUUGGUCGGGGCAAGAGAUAUUCCUAAGGAAUCUUCUCUGCAAGAAACUGAAUGGAACAAGUUUGCUCCCGCAUGUACAGUGAACAUCAAUUCACAGCUGCCAAGACCUCAGCCUCUGAUUCUUAUACCAGGUACUGAUCAAUUCCGCUACCCGGCUUCGGACGAUCGACUCCUUCAACUAAAUGCUGGAGAAACGCUUGAACUUGCCUGUGGAAAUGGAUUUAACAUAGCUCCGAGCAAAAAUUCCAUCAUCAUAUCCUGUGUCAUCGAUAGUACCUUCAAUUUUGAUAGUGCUAUGUAUCAAUUUAGUGAGUUCUCGUGCACUCGAAAUUUCGCUAGCACUGCUCGACGAACCAACCGCGCAUGCGAGAGGGAUGCCAUAAUCGUUGAAAUCGGUUUCGAUUUAGGCACUCGAUUCCCGAAGAUUUUGGAUGUCUGUCAUAACGAAAUAACAUUUGAGAACCAUUGGGUUAAACAUGAAUUCCACAGACGUCACAAUGGAUUCCAGCAAGGAGUACCGCGGCCUUCCUGGAUACAGGGCAAUUUCUACACUGGAAUUCCUGUUAACACUUUGUAUACCAUGAACCGCCAAAGAGAAACUAUUGCAACGAUCUUGAACUCGCAAGCAUUAGCCGACCAGCUGGUGCAGGAUCUCAGUUCCGGAAUCUACAUGGCUCGCGGUCAUAUCGCAGCACGUGCCGAUUUUAUCUACGGAACGCAACAGAAUGCGACCUUCUGGUUUUUGAACGCUGCCCCUCAAUGGCAGAAUUUCAACGAUGGAAACUGGGCUCGGAUCGAAGACAGCGCCCGUAGCUUUGUUGCCAGCCGGAAUAUCCAGGUUACUGUAUACGGUGGUACGUACGGAGUACACACCCAAACCGAUGCAAAUGGUGAUGAGCAACCGAUUUUCCUGGACUUCGAUCCGAAUGGAACACAACGACUGCCGGCUCCGCUUCUCUACUACAAAAUUUUACAUGAUGAAGUUAACAAGGCGGGAAUCGUGUUGAUCGGAGUCAACGACAUUCAUCUCACUUCGCUGCAGCAUGUCCAGGAGCAGUAUGUUCUGUGCGAGGAUAUCGGGGAUAAGAUAAGCUGGAUUAACUGGGAUCGGAGGAAUCUGGCACGAGGGUAUUCGUACGCGUGUGAGGUGAAUCCAUUCCUCAAGCGAAUAGGGCAUCUAGCUGGACUGGAUAUUCCGAAUUUGUUGAUUUGAAUUACUGUGUUUGUAUGUUCAACCAAGGAAGUAUUAUUAAACAAUUUUUUGGCGAUUUAUUUGAAAUCUGACUUAUAAAGAUGAUACGUUGUUAACUAGACAAGUGACUCCCUAAGUCACCACAACAUUUUUAUUGGUGACAUUGAUCUCGAUUUUAGCGGAACCAAAUGAUCAUAGACCGAGUAGUUAAUUAGACGAUCACGAAA
Topomyia yanbarensis is the source of this 1475-nucleotide messenger RNA. RefSeq lists its product as uncharacterized. The transcript has 2 exons. The coding region runs from base 13 to 1269 and encodes 418 amino acids. Gene Ontology annotation, cellular component: nucleus; mitochondrial inner membrane. The record is from RefSeq and is a predicted model, not a curated record. Gene Ontology annotation, biological process: apoptotic DNA fragmentation. NCBI's taxonomy places the organism in Eukaryota, Metazoa, Arthropoda, Insecta, Diptera, Culicidae. Gene Ontology annotation, molecular function: single-stranded DNA endonuclease activity; nucleic acid binding; RNA endonuclease activity.